Caenorhabditis sp. 36 PRJEB53466 is the source of this 875-nucleotide messenger RNA. The record is from the annotation of a GenBank genome assembly. Lineage: Eukaryota; Metazoa; Nematoda; Chromadorea; Rhabditida; Rhabditidae.
AUGUUUGAGGCCAAGCUCGCCAGCGCCGGACUUCUGAAGAAGAUCGUGGAGUCGAUCAAGGAUCUUGUGACAGAUGCUCCAUUUGACUGCUCCGAGACGGCGAUGAGCCUUCAGGCUAUGGAUUCUUCCCACGUUGCUCUUGUCUCUUUAAAACUGGAGGUAAUGUUUUUCAGCUAAGCAGGACGCAAUAGUUUUUUUCAGGUUGGUUUGUUCGAUACCUACCGAUGCGAUCGCACCAUCAACCUCGGACUUUCCCUGGCCAACAUGUCGAAGGCUCUGAAGUGUGCCAGCAAUGACGACACUUGCAUGUUGAAGGUAAUUUCAAUGCAAUAGCUAAUUCUUAUGAGUAUUUUCAGUACGAGGAGAACGAUGGGGACUCGAUCGUUUUCACGUUUGCCGAUCCAAAGCGAGACAAGACUCAGGAUGUGACCGUAAAGAUGAUGGACAUUGACAGCGAGCAUCUCGGAAUUCCCGACCAAGAGUAUGCUGUUGUGUGCGAGAUGCCAGCCGGAGAGUUCCAGAAGACUUGCAAGGAUCUGUCCACGUUCAGCGAUUCCCUCAACAUCACCGCCACCAAGGCUGGAAUUGUCUUCACCGGAAAGGGUGACAUCGGCUCUUCAGUCGUCACGUACUCUCCUUCCUCCAGUGCUGACGACGAAAGUGAGGCUGUUUCCCUCGAAGUCAAGGAGCCGGUGAACGUGAACUUCUCGAUCAAGUACAUGAACCAAUUCACGAGGGCUACAGCUCUCGGCGAUCGUGUGCGGCUCUCACUGUGCAACGAAGUGCCGGUUGUUGUCGAGUACCCGAUCGAAGAAAACGGUUACCUUCGCUUUUACCUGGCCCCAAAAAUCGACGACGACGAGAACAUGGAUUAA